CCAAACAAUCCCACCAGCACUUUCUCAAACUUUAUGACAUAAAUAAAUCCUCAGUUCACGUUCUGACGGCCACCCAUUGCUUUUUCCAUUCUCCUUCCAGCUUUCAGACAGCCAGCAAUGGCCUUACUGAAUUCCCUCCUCAUCCUCUUUCUCUUACCAACCCUUCAAGUUCUGUCCCAAGCAACCUCCCCAAAAGAACAGACCCUUGACAUUCAAGCCUUGCUUCCCCAAGUAUGCAACCACAUCGAAGACCAGAGCUCGUGCCUUCUCAACGUGCAGGCCGAGCUCAACAAUGCAGGGCCGGCCAACUCCAAUUUGGUCCUCAGCGCUGCGCUCCAGGCCACUCUCAAUGAAGCGAGGGCGGCCGUCGAGUCGAUCUCAAGGUUCACCGCCUUGUCCGUGAGCUACCGCGAGCAAGUCGCGAUCGAGGACUGCAAGGAGCUCCUGGAUUACUCCAUCUCAGAGAUCGCCUGGUCCAUGGGAGAGAUGAAAAGAAUUCAGGCCGGCUCAAAGAACAGCCACUACGGUGGGAACCUGAAGGCGUGGCUCAGCGCCGCGCUGAGCAACCAGGACACAUGCCUCGAAGGCUUUGAGGGCACGGAUGGGCGCCUCGAGAAUUUCGUUAGGGGGAGCCUGAAGCAAGUGACGCAGCUCAUUGGGAAUGUGCUGACCAUGUAUUGCCAAUUACACAGCUUACCGUUCCCACCACCUCGUACCAACUCCAGCCACGGAGCCUCGGAGUUUCCGGCAUGGAUGACAGAAGGCGAUCAAGAGCUACUCAAGGCAAGCCCGGUUGGCAUGCACGUAGAUGCCGUGGUUGCUUCAGAUGGGAGCGGACGCUACCGCACCAUCUCGGAGGCAGUCAUUGACGCUCCGAGCUAUAGCAACAGGAGGUAUGUCAUAUACAUCAAGAAGGGUGUUUAUAGCGAGAACAUCGACUUGAAGAGGAAGAAAACAAACAUAAUGUUUGUCGGAGAUGGCAUCGGAGCCACCAUCAUCACCGGUAAUCGACAUUUUAUGCAGGGAUGGACGACCUUUAGGACUGCUACUGUCGCGGUGUCCGGCAAGGGGUUCAUAGCGCGGGACAUGACCUUCCGCAACACGGCGGGGCCGCGGAACCACCAGGCAGUGGCGCUCCGCGUCGACUCAGACCAGUCCGCAUUCUACAGGUGCAGCAUGGAGGGCUACCAGGACACGCUCUACGCCCACUCCCUGCGCCAGUUCUACCGCGAGUGCGACGUCCACGGCACCAUCGACUUCAUCUUCGGGAAUGGCGCGGCAGUCCUCCAGAACUGUAGGAUAUUUACCAGGGUGCCCCUGCCCCUCCAGAAGGUGACCAUCACGGCGCAGGGAAGGAAGAGCCCCUACCAGAGCACCGGGUUCUCGAUCCAGGACUCUUACGUCUUGGCCACCCAGCCCACCUACCUCGGCCGGCCAUGGAAGCAAUUCUCGAGGACCGUCUUCCUCAACACUUACAUGAGCAGUCAGGUCCAGCCAAGGGGCUGGCUCGAGUGGUACGGCAACUUCGCCCUCAGCACGCUGUGGUAUGGCGAGUACCGGAAUAACGGGCCUGGCGCCUCGCUCUCGGGCCGAGUCGCGUGGCCCGGCUACCAUGUCAUCCGCGACGCUGCCACCGCCGAUUUCUUCUCAGUCCGUACAUUCAUCGACGGGACCGCGUGGUUGCCGGGCACCGGGGUCAAAUUUAGCGCCGGAUUGAGCAAUUAAAAGUCCUAGAGAAUGUGGAGAGAUUUGUCAUGUGUGCUUUAAGGGGGGUAAUAGACUUUAGCAGUAUACGGUGAACUUUUUACUUUGUCCAAGCGUUCCGUUUAUGGGAAAAAAAAACUUAGGAAUGUAUUAAAAUUUGCGGAUAUUAUACAUUAUCAAAUUUAUCUUA
Messenger RNA from Eucalyptus grandis, 1894 nucleotides. RefSeq names its product putative pectinesterase/pectinesterase inhibitor 22. The record is from RefSeq and is a predicted model, not a curated record. The transcript has 2 exons. The coding region runs from base 118 to 1725 and encodes 535 amino acids. Gene Ontology annotation, molecular function: pectinesterase inhibitor activity; pectinesterase activity. Gene Ontology annotation, biological process: cell wall modification. NCBI's taxonomy places the organism in Eukaryota, Viridiplantae, Streptophyta, Magnoliopsida, Myrtales, Myrtaceae.